ACCACAUAUUAAAGCACCGGUUUUACCUUGUUUCCAUCGCCCCAUGAUGUGUAGAAAAGCUAUGACAGGUUCAUAUAUGGCAAAGCACACAGAAAAUUCAUCGAGAGAAAGAGAUGGGAGAUGAUAAAGAGGUGGUGUUGGUAACGGGUGGAACAGGAUUCAUAGCAUCAUGGAUGAUCAUGAGGCUGCUUCAACAAGGUUACACUGUCCGGACUACUAUCAGACCAAGAUCUGAUCCAGGGAUUCCUGGCAGCAAGAAGGACAUCAGCUUCCUGACCAACUUGCCGGGAGCCUCCGAAAACCUACACAUCUUCGAUGCGGACUUGAACGAACCGGAUAGUUUCGAGCCGGCUGUUGAUGGAUGCACCGGCGUCUUCCACGUCGCUCACCCGAUGGACUGGAUCGGCAAAGACCCGGAAGAGGUCGUCGUCCAAAGAUCCAUCCGAGGGACCUUGGGGAUCCUCGGAGCGUGCCUCAAGUCCAAGACUGUGAAGCGCGUGAUAUACACUUCGAGCGCCGCGGCCGUCAUGUUCUCGGGCAACGGCGAAGACACGGCGGACGAGAGCUCGUGGAGCGACGUCGAGUACUACAAGUCUCUGUUGCGUUUCGGCAAUUCGUACAUGGCGGCGAAGACGAGGACCGAGAAGGCGGCCAUCGAAUUCGCGGAAGAGAACGGUUUGGAUCUGGUGACUGUGAUCCCUUCUCUUGUUGUUGGUCCAUUCCUAUGUCCCGGUGCUCCAGGCUCCGUUCAUAUGGCAUUGGCCUUGAUCUUGGGCAACAGCGCCCAGUACAGAAUCCUGCGGAGAGCAAACAUGGUUCACGUCGAUGACGUCGCAAGCGCGCACAUCUUCUUGCUCAACCAUCCUGAUGCAAAAGGAAGGUACAUCUGUUCAUCAACUCAAGUAUCGCUCCAUGAAUUAUCCGAUUUUCUCUCCGCGAAGUACCCGAACUUCCAGAUCCCGACCCGAGAAGACCUAAAGGAUGUCGAAGGUCAUGACGUAUCUGGGCUCUCGUCGAAGAAGCUGUUGAGUUGUGGAUUCGAAUACAAGUGUGGCCUGGACGAGAUGUUUGACGAUGCGGUUCAGUCAUAUAGAGAAAGAGGCCUCCUUUGAUCCGUGCUUGGCUUUGUUAUAUUUGUACUGUGUGUAACGUACCUGUGGAUGAUUUAAUACAGAGAGUUGAUAAUAUGUUGCGACGUGCUUAUGGUUU
Messenger RNA from Syzygium oleosum, 1209 nucleotides. RefSeq names its product vestitone reductase-like. Lineage: Eukaryota; Viridiplantae; Streptophyta; Magnoliopsida; Myrtales; Myrtaceae. The coding region runs from base 114 to 1112 and encodes 332 amino acids. The transcript has 4 exons. Gene Ontology annotation, molecular function: oxidoreductase activity, acting on the CH-OH group of donors, NAD or NADP as acceptor. The record is from RefSeq and is a predicted model, not a curated record.